Aureobasidium musti is the source of this 1431-nucleotide messenger RNA. The record is from the annotation of a GenBank genome assembly. Lineage: Eukaryota; Fungi; Ascomycota; Dothideomycetes; Dothideales; Saccotheciaceae.
AUGUUUAGCCGAUCGCUCAUCUCGCUGCUUGCAGCAUACACUGGUCUUGCGUCCUGUGUCCCUACAGGUCCGCCAGCAGGACCUCCGCCAGGCCCUCCAGGUCCUCCAGGUCCUCCAGGCCCCAAACCAGGCACAGAGAACUACCAUUGGGUCAACACCUGGGUGUCAAUGCAACAGGUAGCAGAGUACACGAACCUACCCGGUCCUGGCUACUACAAUCAGUCGAACCUUGUCUUCCCUGACAGUACAAUUCGUCAAACUAUCCACACUUCGAUUGGCGGACAACAAAUUAGGUUGACAAUCAGCAACCAGAAUGGUGUGGUGAACUUGCCUAUCACUGCUGUCAGCGUUGCGAAGNNACUUCCGCUCCAAGAUCCCAAUGCCGUCCAGACCACGCUCAACGGCACUGUUCUUGGUGCGCCAUACCCUACCGGCACUGGUUCUCGCAUCAUAGACACCAAUACAAUCAGACAAAUCACCUUCAGCGGCAACAGCUCAAUCAUCAUCCCCGAUGGCUCUAUCGCAGUCUCCGAUCCCAUCGACUUCCCCAUCGCCGCACAGUCCGAGCUCAGCAUUUCAAUUUACCUGAAGGAUGGACAAAAUUCAAGCAUCAUAACCUCUCAUCCUGGAUCCCGCACCAACUCAUACUAUGGCAUGGGUAAUCAGAUCAACAACUACAACAUCACUGGCGACAAUGUCGUGUCACAGCAACAUUGGUUCUUUAUCUCCGGUCUCGAGGCGUGGAGUCCGCCGCAGAGCAGUGCGUUCUACAUCAUCGGCGACUCUAUCACUGAUGGACGUGGAUCUUGGAACAACGGCAACAACAAGUGGACUGAUAAUCUCCUUGCACGUAUGCAGAAGAACCCUGCAACAAACAACAUCGCUAUCGGCAAUCAAGCCGCUGGUGGCAACCGUGUCUUGACCGACGGCAAUGGACCCAAUGCCAUGGGAAGAGUCGAAAGAGACGUAAUUGCUCAGCCUGGUGCAAAGUACGCCAUGAUCUUUGAAGGCGUCAACGAUAUCGGUACUGCUGGUCUGGAUGAAGCUAGUCAAGAGAUGGUAUACCAACAGCGUCUUAUCCAGGCAUACAAGCAAAUGGUUACGCGUAUGCACACUUUCGGCAUCCCCGUCUUUGGAGCAACAAUCACACCAAUCGGCGCGGCCAAUGCCACUGCAGGAACCUACACCCAGCCACAACGUGUAGCGACAGUCAAUCGCGUCAACGACUUCAUUCGCAACUCUGGAACUUUUGACGCGGUAUUUGACUUCAAUGCUUGGUUGGCAGAUCCGGACAUGCCGAACCAGUUGAACCCGAUGUAUGACAGUGGUGACUUCUUGCAUCCGAAUGAGCUUGGCUACCAGGUUCUUGCAAACAAGUUCGACCUCGGUGUUUUCGCGAGAUUCAAGGGAGGAGUGAAUGGCUACGAAUGA